Molecule: messenger RNA, 648 nt
Organism: Humulus lupulus (European hop)
Lineage: Eukaryota; Viridiplantae; Streptophyta; Magnoliopsida; Rosales; Cannabaceae
Exons: 1
Coding region: 1-648 (215 amino acids)
Source: RefSeq, a predicted model, not a curated record
AUGAAUCAGGUUGUACAACAGCUGGUCAUGAAUAAAACUUCCCAUAUUGAUUAUGACCGGAGAAAUGGCACCCCGUUCAUCAACAGAAUUGCUAUGGCAGAGAUCCCAAGAAAAUUCAAAAUGGCAGUACUACCCAACAUCACCGGAAGAGAAGACCCAAUAUCUCACGCGAAUAAGUUUGAGAUACAAAUGGACAUCCAAAAUGUGUCUGAAGAUGCUCAAUGUAGGAUCUUUCCUACUACUUUAUCUGAUGCUGCCCAAGAAUGGUACUUUAAAUUUCCUCUGGCCAACAUAGUUUCAUGGGAGAGGUUCGUAAAGGAGUUCUACGGACAAUUUUAUGCUAGUCGAAUACACCCAAUAGAUGCCAAUCAACUUAUUGAUAUAAGACAAAAGGAGGGAGAACCUCUAAAGGACUACAUUCAGAGGUUUAUGCGAGCAGCGACUUGGGCCAAAUCGGUUGGAGACGAGGGAAAGAUGAUGGGCAUCACUGCUGGGGUGCAACACCAAUCUCCCCUUUGGAGCAACCUAAGGAAAAAUGGAGUCAAAAGUACUCAGGAUUUUUUGGAUCGAGCAGACAAAUACAUCAAGUUGGAGGAGGCUAUCGCCAAUGAAGGAAAGUCUCCCAAGGCCGACCAAGGCACAAAAUAA